CACACGACCACACCUCUUUCCACCACAACGCCCGCACAAAAUGUCUCCCUCAAAAGACGACCCUCCCGCGCCAAAAAUAUCAAUAAAAGGCUUCUCCCUCUCCGCGAAACCCUCCUCUUCAACCUCAAAACCCAAACCGCCACCAGCAACGCUCCUAGGCAAGAGACCGCGCUCCACGUUCGCGGCGGCGCACGAUGACAGUGAUUCGGAUGGUGAGCACAGCAGAGGGAAAGUAGAGACUGUUCAUGGGUUCGAAGAUGGCGGGGCCGUGAAUGGGGAGAAGAAAGCUAGUGGUGCGUUGCUUGUUAUCCCCAAGCAGAAGAAUAGGGAUUGGAAGGCUGAGGCGCGGGGGAGAGGGAGGGGAGGGAAGAAUCUGUUGCCGGCAGAGGUGCAGGCUGCUCAAGAAGCUGCUAGGAAAGAACGAGAAGGAAGAGGGAGCGGGAAGGAAGAAGGUGUCGAUGUUGUGAAUUCGAAGGAUGGGGAGAUUGAGUGGGGAUUGAGUGUUAGGAAACGGGUUAAGGUUGAUGAGGAGGAACCUACACCUACAUCUACACCUGUAGUUGAAGAAGAAAAGGUCGAGGGAAAGGCGGAAGAGAAGCCCAAAACCGCAGACGAAGAAGCUCUCGCCGCGCUCCUAGGCCAGAACAAAGAGAAAAGGGGCCCCGACCUAAUCAUCAAGUCCGAAACAGACGCCUACCGCCAAGCUAUCGCCUCUGCGCCCGAGGCCUCCACGCUAGAAGACUACGAGCGGGUGCCCGUCGAGGAAUUCGGCGCCGCUCUGCUGCGAGGAAUGGGCUGGAAGGGCGAAAGUCAUGGGAAAGUGAAAGAUGUGAAGCGGAGACAGAAUUUACUCGGCUUAGGAGCGAAAGAGUUGAAGGAGGCGGAGGAACUGGGGGCGUGGGUGCAUAAGAGUGAUGUGAAGCGGUUGCAGGCCGGUGGGGAUAAGAGGGGAGAGAGGAGGCCUAGGGUUAGUGAGUAUAGACGGGAAGAGGAGCGGAGGAGGGAAAGGAGAGGCGGUUCGGGGUAUAGAGACGAGAGAGAGCGAGAGAGGAGACGAUAAUUUCUCUCUUUUUUUCGUUACAUUUCUUUUAUUUGAUAGAUAGAGCUGCAAUGUAGUGCACACCCAGCUCUCUUCACCAAUAGAAACCCAU
Molecule: messenger RNA, 1151 nt
Organism: Mollisia scopiformis
Lineage: Eukaryota; Fungi; Ascomycota; Leotiomycetes; Helotiales; Mollisiaceae
Exons: 1
Coding region: 41-1060 (339 amino acids)
Biological process (GO): mRNA splicing, via spliceosome
Cellular component (GO): spliceosomal complex
Source: RefSeq, a predicted model, not a curated record